Messenger RNA from Talaromyces rugulosus, 1155 nucleotides. RefSeq lists its product as uncharacterized. Gene Ontology annotation, molecular function: carboxy-lyase activity; hydrolase activity. The transcript has 2 exons. Gene Ontology annotation, cellular component: cytosol; cytoplasm. Gene Ontology annotation, biological process: secondary metabolic process. NCBI's taxonomy places the organism in Eukaryota, Fungi, Ascomycota, Eurotiomycetes, Eurotiales, Trichocomaceae. The record is from RefSeq and is a predicted model, not a curated record. The coding region runs from base 1 to 1155 and encodes 384 amino acids.
AUGCCUCCCAUCGUAGACAUCCACACCCAUGUCUACACUCCAGCGUACCUGGACAUGCUCCGCUCCCGCAAAAAAGUGCCCUACGUCCACGACCCAGCCGACCAAAAUGCAGACUCUCGCUUGAUUAUCCUGUCUUCAGACGACAGCGCGUCCAUCCCUGCCGACCAGCGAGGAAGACCCGUUGACUCGUCGUACUCGGACAUCAACGUCAAACUCGCGUUUAUGCGGCGCCAUGGAAUCACCACCAGCGUGAUAUCGCUGGCAAACCCAUGGCUCGACUUUUUGGAUGCCGAUGAGGCGCAGUCAUGGACUGAGCGGAUCAACAAUGAUCUCGAAGAGACAUGUGCGAGAGUGAACAGCAGCAGCACAAAAGCUCAAGCUGAGGGUAAUGGUGGUGCCAAAACGCUAUACGCCUUUGGCGCCCUCCCGCUCAGCGCGCCCAGCCCAUCUAUCGUGUCUAACGAAAUUACACGUCUCAAAACCCUGCCACACAUGCGCGGCAUAAUCAUGGGUACAUCUGGCCUGGGCGCUGGUCUCGACGACCCGGCGCUCGACCCGAUCUGGUCAUCUCUCGAAGAAACGCAAACGCUGCUUUUCCUGCACCCUCACUAUGGUCUCCCCGACGAAGCGUUUGGAGGCGCCGAGGCCACGCAGCGAUAUGGCCAUGUGCUUCCGCUCGCGCUGGGGUUCCCGCUGGAGACGACCAUUGCUGUGACGCGUAUGUUGCUGUCUGGUGUGUUUGAUCGGUUUCCAAAGAUAAAAAUCUUGCUGGCGCAUUCCGGUGGUACAUUGCCGUUUUUGGCGGGCAGGAUUGAGAGCUGUAUUGCACAUGAGCGCCAUUUUGUGGCAAAUGGGGGGACGACCCAGGGUCCUGUGAGGAGUGUGUGGGAUGUUCUCAAGACCAAUAUAUAUCUGGAUGCUGUGGUGUAUGGGGAGGCUGGGCUAAAGGCAGCAAUACACGCGGCAGGUGGUCAUGAUAGGCUUUUAUUUGGCACCGAUCAUCCUUUCUUUCCUCCCCUGGACGAAAAAGAAGAUAGUGAAUGGCUCAGCGUGAGCACAAAUUUUUCAGCAAUCGAAAAAACAUUGAGCCCGGACCAAGAAGCUGUCAGGGCUGUUCUUGGUGGCAAUGCAGUCCGCAUAUUGAAUCUGAAUUAG